CUCAGAAAUAACAGUUUGUCUGCAAACCAGUAUUUCACAGCUCUACUUCGUCACAGUUUCCUGUGUGGUGUGCAGCUUGUCAGUUUGAGCAAGAGGACUGCACACUGACAAACUCUUCUGGCUUUAAAAUCAAGAAGCAGAUCCAGUAAUCCCAAAAUGUCGAACCCAGUGGUCACCCAUCAACCAGGCGCAGGCAGCUAUGGGACAAAUGUCCAAACAGGAGAAUGGAGCACACACCUGUGCUCCUGCUUCAGUGACUGUUUUGUCUGUGCUCUUGGUUGCAUCUGUCCAAUUGCAUUGAGCUGCUACACAGCUAAUAAGUAUGGAGAAAACUGCUGCUUGGGUUGUAUUCCAGGAGGCACAGCCGCCCUAAGGACUCAUAUGAGACUGACCUAUGGUAUUCAAGGAACAGUAAUCAAUGAUGCCUUGAUGACCUUUUUCUGCGGGUUGUGCGAGACAUGCAGAAUGGCACGUGAAAUCCACAUCAGGAAUGGAGAAUAAUCAUAAGAAGGCAAAAAGGAUUCUGGCCAACUUCAUACAGUAUUAUUUGUUUGUUGAUGAUGUCCAGCUAUUGUGAGAAUCAUUUCUUUUUAAUUCUUGUAGCGGGCCUAGCUUUCAUGCUGACAGCAAAGGAAGGAGAGGCUAAUUAACAAUGCAUUCAAGUUUAUCAAUUGUAAUAUUUUACCUGUAGCCUUAUGUGUAUCUGUGCAACUGCGUGACAAAGUGCUAGAACUGAUCUGCAUUACUGUAAAUAAACUGCAUUGUUCAAUCAUUCACAACAGGAUUAA
Messenger RNA from Anoplopoma fimbria (sablefish), 788 nucleotides. Its product is annotated as cornifelin-like. The record is from RefSeq and is a predicted model, not a curated record. NCBI's taxonomy places the organism in Eukaryota, Metazoa, Chordata, Actinopteri, Perciformes, Anoplopomatidae. Bases 157 to 501 code for a protein of 114 amino acids. The transcript is spliced from 4 exons. Gene Ontology annotation, cellular component: cornified envelope.